This is a messenger RNA of Anopheles merus, 2414 nucleotides long. RefSeq lists its product as uncharacterized. Gene Ontology annotation, molecular function: chitinase activity; chitin binding. The record is from RefSeq and is a predicted model, not a curated record. The transcript has 5 exons. Gene Ontology annotation, biological process: carbohydrate metabolic process; chitin catabolic process. NCBI's taxonomy places the organism in Eukaryota, Metazoa, Arthropoda, Insecta, Diptera, Culicidae. Bases 138 to 2414 code for a protein of 758 amino acids. Gene Ontology annotation, cellular component: extracellular region.
UAAAAGCCCUUGCAAUCCAGCGUGUACAUUUUAGUUUGAAGUCGCAUGGUUUGGCCUACACGGUGCAACUGGCCGGGACGGUGCGUAACUGCAGACAGAGCGAUAGAAAUUAUUCGGUGUGCUGCAACAAGACAACGAUGAUGGGUGCGAAACAAUAUUCUACGUGCUUAGCUCUAUUGGCAGGUGUAAUAGCAGCCUGGUUGGUUCUUGGUGACAUUGGGGUGAAUAGUGCUCAAACGGCGCCGGUUUUGUUUCUUACUGUGAAAAGUUGCAACUUUGGUAUGACGAAAGUCGAUCAUUUGAAGUGUGGUUAUUUGAUUGUGACAGACAUUUUAAUAAGUCCUGAUGGAGUGCCGCUACCAUUUUUCCACGAUAACAGAAUCAAUAUCAAGAAGUCCGGUCUGAAGAUAAUUGCGUCCUUUGGGGGGUCAGUAGUCCCUUCUGAGCUGUUUGCUUUUCUAACGUGUGAUGAUCAACGGCGAGCUGCAUUUGUGAAUAAUUUGGUCGAGUUUACACUAGCUCAUGGAUUCCAUGGAAUUGAUUUGGGCUGGCUCUAUCCAGCACCUCAGGAAAGGGAUCAGUACGUCCGAUUGUUAAGGGAUUUGAGACUUGCUUGCGAUCUGAAUGGAUUGGUGUUAACGGUGACUGUGCCUAGCCGACCGUCCGUGAUUGAGGUGAAUUAUCCGGUGGAAAAACUGGAUAAGUAUGCAGAUUACGUUAUCUUGAGUACGACGGAAUUUAGAAAACUACGCAAAACAUCAUUCAUAGCACCGUUGUACUCAUGCAGUCCAGGGUCUUCCAAUAGCAUUGAUUACCAUGUGGAUCGAUGGAAGAUGGCUGGUCUGAGCUGCGGGAAAAUUGUCAUUGUAAUUCAAACAAUGACAUUAACGUACAAGUUGUAUAUUCAGAAUGAGUAUCGGGUGGGUACACCAGCUCUGCAGCUAAAGAUUCGUCCGUACUAUAAAAUCUGUCGGAAACUGUACAGUGGGUCGCUAGAGAUUUGGGACAGCAAUGUUCGAAGCCCUUAUGCAUUCCGUGAUUUAUCCUGGUACUCAUACGAAAAUGAAAAGUCCGUUAAAGAAAAGGUGUGUUUUGUAGUGCAGCAGGGUCUUGGCGGGUUGGCUGUGUUCUAUUACGAUGAAGAUGAUCCGAUCAAUAUAUGUGGAGAUGGGCAGUAUCCUCUUACAGCUAUAGUGGUAGCGGCAAUGAAUUCACAGUACCAUCCGCCUUCAGUGAUUACUGAUUCACAGAUCUAUCAUUACGAUUCGCCAUCGUUAACGCCACUAUCACAACUAGACUACCACCAAUACAGUGAGGUUAACAGCAAAGACCCACUGGUUGUUUAUGUAGAAGAAGAGAACCCAUAUGGAAAGACAGUAUUGCCCUCCAAACCAAGCACUGGAACGUAUUUUCCAUCUAGCAAUGUUCAACACAAAUCGGGUCCACUGAAUUACAGCAUAAAUAAGACGUCGUUAACAAGAGAAAUGAAUGAUCAAUUUUCUACAGAUGGGUUUGAAGCGUUUUAUGGUGCCACAGACUCAGGAUCUGAUGAGUAUCAUGAAGAUUUUAUGGAUACGAUUUACGGUUUAAUGGAAAUUGGUCAGGGUGUAGAUAUGACUCCUCCCCAAUUAUCUACAAGCAAUAUGCCUUCUAUGGUGUUUAGCGAACCAAACCCCGUAUCGCCCACCGUACAACUGUUCUCGGAAAAUGUUCCCGUAGACAACUCACGGGCAUGCAAAUUGUUUUCAGAACAUACCAAUAACCAUCCUCCGGGACACACUGCAUGCACUGGGUGCAAAGGGUUUGGUACUUCCAAGCCAUGUACACAUUGCGCCUCUACGCCAGUCGAGCAUCACCGAGCAUGCUGUCCGUGCAAGCUGUCAGGAAUUAAAAUAGUCGCUACAGGAAAUGCACCGACAACAACAACUACUACAACUACAACGACGACAACUACAAUGGCGCCACCUGUCAUUCACUUUUUCCCCAUGAUUCCACCAACAAUGAAGCCACCUACAUGUUGCCAGGGGUGUGAAAAGUGUGUCAAAAUUAUGGCGACCGGUAAUGCCGAGGCUCCGAAAGAGGUAGUACAUCCUGUACAUUGCCCUUGUACAACGCCUGCCCAACAUCUGAAUGCUCAGCUAUACUCAGAGCAUUCAUGCAUGCCGGGAGCCAAAACUGCUGGAGUAAAAAUUCAAGCACAAGCUGUUGGAGCGCAGCCAAUUGUUCCAUCUGCACCUUUCGGAGUGAAGAUUUGUCCUCGCGAUGGAAUCCUUCACGAUCCGCAUGAUCGACGCUCAUAUUAUCUUUGCAAACGUGGCUUGCCCAUGUGUGAUGAAAAUAAGUUCAGCUGCGCACACGGUUACAUAUUUAACGAAAUGAGUAAAAAAUGUGUACCGGAAGGAUUGUCGAAAUAG